Molecule: messenger RNA, 1487 nt
Organism: Equus quagga
Lineage: Eukaryota; Metazoa; Chordata; Mammalia; Perissodactyla; Equidae
Product: tomoregulin-2-like
Exons: 10
Coding region: 25-1302 (425 amino acids)
Molecular function (GO): protein binding
Source: RefSeq, a predicted model, not a curated record
GCUGCCGAGUUGCGCGAACUAGUCAUGGUGCUGUGGGAGUCCCCGCGGCAGUGCAGCAGCUGGACACUUUGCGAGGGCUUUUGCUGGUUGCUGCUGCUGCCGCUGAUGCUACUCAUCAUAGCCCGCCCGGUGAAGCUCGCGGCUUUCCCUACCUCCUUAAGUGACUGCCAAACGCCCACCGGCUGGAAUUGCUCUGGUUAUGAUGACAGAGAAAAUGAUCUCUUCCUCUGUGACACCAACACCUGUAAAUUUGAUGGGGAAUGUUUAAGAAUUGGAGACACUGUGACUUGCGUCUGUCAGUUCAAGUGCAACAAUGACUACGUGCCUGUGUGUGGCUCCAAUGGGGAGAGCUACCAGAAUGAGUGCUACCUGCGGCAGGCUGCGUGCAAACAGCAGAGUGAGAUACUGGUGGUGUCCGAAGGAUCAUGUGCCACAGAUGCAGGAUCAGGAUCUGGAGAUGGAGGUAGGAGUUUCCUUUUUAUAUAUUUGAAAACUUACAUGUGGAUAUUAUUUGUGGAUAUUUAUUCAUAUCUUUGCCAUUAUAGAUAUCUGAGACAAAUUUACAUUUUGCAUUUUAAGGAAAAGGAAAACAAAAAAGUAUCAUUCUCCUUAUUAGUCCAUGAAGGCUCAGGAGAAACCAGUCAAAAGGAGACAUCCACCUGUGAUAUUUGCCAGUUUGGUGCAGAGUGUGAUGAAGAUGCCGAGGAUGUCUGGUGCGUGUGCAACAUUGACUGUUCUCAAACCAACUUCAAUCCCCUCUGUGCUUCUGAUGGGAAGUCUUAUGAUAAUGCAUGUCAAAUCAAAGAAGCGUCAUGUCAGAAACAGGAGAAAAUUGAAGUCAUGUCGUUGGGUCGAUGUCAAGAUAACACAACUGCAACUACUAAAUCUGAAGAUGGGCAUUACGCAAGAACAGAUUAUGCAGAGAAUGCUAACAAAUUAGAAGAAAGUGCCAGAGAACACCACAUACCUUGCCCAGAACAUUACAACGGCUUCUGCAUGCACGGAAAGUGUGAACAUUCUAUCAAUAUGCAGGAGCCAUCUUGCAGGUGUGAUGCUGGCUAUACUGGCCAACACUGUGAAAAAAAGGACUACAGUGUUCUCUACGUUGUCCCCGGCCCUGUACGAUUUCAGUACGUCUUAAUCGCAGCGGUGAUUGGAACGAUCCAGAUUGCUGUCAUCUGUGUGGUGGUCCUCUGUAUCACAAGGAAAUGUCCCAGAAGCAACAGAAUUCACAGACAGAAGCAAAAUACAGGGCACUACAGUUCAGACAACACAACAAGAGCGUCCACGAGGUUAAUCUAAAGGGAGCAUGUUGCACAGUGGCCGGACUACCGAAAGCUUGGACUACACAAUACAGUAUUAUAGACAAAAGAAUAAGACAAGAGAUCUACACAUGUUGCCUUGCAUUUGUGGUAAUCUACACCAAUGAAAACAUGUACUACAGCUAUAUUUGAUUAUGUAUGGAUAUAUUUGAAAUAGUAUACAUU